AUGAACUCCUGCAUGAACACAAGAAAAGCUGAAGAGUACCUGCGGCUGUGCCAGGUGAAGUGCCCGGGAUUCACGGCGCAGGUGACAGCGACGAGCAGUGCGGUGAUGUGCCUGGACCUCGCGGCCAGUUUCAUGAAACAACCCGUUGACAAAAACUAUUUUGUUAAACUCUCUGGUUUGAACAAGACGACCUACCAGAGCUCCAUGAAGUCUUUGGAAUAUUUGCUAGAGGUGAACCCCAGACUGGGAAUGCGAGACUUGGCUGUGCAAUUCUGCUGCACAGAGGCAGUGAGCACCGCUUCAAAAAUACUGCAGAGGUAUGAAUCCAGCCUCUCUGAAGCACAGCAAAUGGACCUUGAUUUCUCAAAACCGCUUUUUAUAACAGCUGCACUAUUCACCGCGUGCAGGUGUUUGAAGCUAAAAGUGGACAAAACUAAAAUGUUGGCUACGUCUGGGGUGAAAAAAGCAAUAUUUGACCGGCUGUGCAAUCAGCUGGAGAAGAUGAGCCAGCAACUCAGCAAAGAUGUUCCACUGGCUGCAGAGACACCUGAAAGCUUGCAGACCAACCUGGAGCUCUGCGAGAAGGAAGAUGGAUCUGAAGACGAUGAGGAGAUGCCACGUAAACGGCCAAAGACUGAAACAAAGCAAGACUAUGAAGAAUGGAAAAAGAAAAUCCUGGAAAAUGCUGCUAAAGCACAAGAGACAAGUAGGGGUCCUGUUUCUGUAGUGCCACCCAGUAAUACCACUGCUGCUUGCUCGUGAUUUUAACACCCUCUGUUCUAACAAGAGUUCCAGUAGCACGUGAGCAAUGGCUGCCU
Charadrius vociferus (killdeer) is the source of this 818-nucleotide messenger RNA. It is a transcript of the gene ORC6, whose product is annotated as origin recognition complex, subunit 6. The transcript is spliced from 7 exons. NCBI's taxonomy places the organism in Eukaryota, Metazoa, Chordata, Aves, Charadriiformes, Charadriidae. Gene Ontology annotation, cellular component: nuclear origin of replication recognition complex. Gene Ontology annotation, biological process: DNA replication; DNA replication initiation. Gene Ontology annotation, molecular function: DNA binding. The record is from RefSeq and is a predicted model, not a curated record. The coding region runs from base 1 to 762 and encodes 253 amino acids.